Molecule: messenger RNA, 2990 nt
Organism: Populus euphratica (Euphrates poplar)
Lineage: Eukaryota; Viridiplantae; Streptophyta; Magnoliopsida; Malpighiales; Salicaceae
Product: Phototropic-responsive NPH3 family protein
Exons: 4
Coding region: 827-2755 (642 amino acids)
Molecular function (GO): protein binding
Source: RefSeq, a predicted model, not a curated record
CCAAACUGUAACUAUGGCGUGUGGGCGCUCAAAAAGCAGACUACUUUCUCUCAAAAGCUUACAGGUUUGCAUCUUAGACUAAAAUAGGAUUACAUUAAUCCCCCAUGAAAAAGCAGUUCAGGUUGGGGUGCUGUAGUUCUCAUUAUAACGUGUUAUCCAACUCAUCCUCUCUUCAUUUUCACUUUUGCGAGCUUUACACUUAAUAUAGAAUUAAAUUAAGCUAAUCUUUAUGGGCGUAGCUUUCACUAGCCAUGAUUACAUCCCCUAAAAGCACCGCAGCCCUUCAGGAUUCCUGCAAAUUUCCCAAAGCAAAAACCACGUAGCAAAAAAGGCUACAUCUCACUGCCUUUCACCGAAAAGUGCUGUUGCACACCUCCAAAGCUCUUGACUUUCACCUUGUAAGCACUGAUUAAAGUAUAUAUCAAGAGUCUCCUACCAAAAAAAAAAACCCUCACUCUUGACUUUAGAUUGAGCCAGCAUGGGUUAUGCUAUAGAAUUGUUUAUAAGGUUAAUUUUUUAAUUAAAAUGAGUUUUUAUACCAUAUCCAGGUGUGUGUGUGUGUGUGUAUAAAUGGUUUUGAAUUUUAGCCUAACUUCAACCUCAUAAUUCCAACUCUCUUUUUAAAUAGAAAUAAAGAAAGAGAGCUGUCCCUUGAACAACCUGUCAGAAGAAGAAUAAUAACUCCUGUUUUGGUUUGUACUGACAAGAGAUGGGUUGUUAAAAACAGUUAGAUUCUUGAAAGAGAGACACUUACUUGUUAGUUAGUGGGGUUGGUGGUGCAGAACUCUCAGACGGGAAUUGCCAGGUUUCUUUUUCUAACAAGGAGAUGGGUGUGGUUACAGUAGGUGAACUGAAGCCAAGUAUAUCAGGGAAGAGAGCAUUUCGUCCGAGCUCAAGUAUAAGGCAUGCUACUGAAUGUCCCGCUUCAAUCAUUCUACCGUCUUGCAGGCCAAUUUCGGAUGUUUCUAGUGAUCUUACAGUCGAAGUAGGAGCUGCAAACUUUGCACUUCACAAGUUUCCUCUGGUUUCUCGAAGUGGAAGAAUCCGUAAACUGUUGCUGGAAGCGAAAGAAUUAAAGAUCUCGCGCAUAAAUAUCCCUGCUGUACCUGGUGGACCAGAGGCCUUCGAGCUUGCUGCAAAGUUCUGCUAUGGAGUAAAUGUUGAGAUUACGCAGUCAAAUGUUGCUAUGUUAUGUUGUGCUGCCCAUUUUCUGGAAAUGACAGAAGAUUUCGGAGAGAAGAACUUGGAAGCCCGAGCUGAAGCAUAUCUGAAGGAGAUGGUGCUUCCAAACAUAUCAAGUUCAAUUUCGGUUAUUCACCGUUGUGAAACUCUAUUGCCCAUUUCGGAAGAGAUCAACCUGGUCAGUAGACUUAUCAAUGCAAUUGCAAGCAAUGCAUGCAAAGAGCAGCUGACCUCUGGCUUGUUAAAGCUAGAUCACAACUUCCCUGCGAAAAUUAAGCCGCAUAUGGAACCAGAAACACCAUCAGACUGGUGGGGAAAAUCACUAGCAGUGCUGAAUCUUGAUUUCUUCCAAAGAGUGUUAUCCGCAGUAAAAUCAAAGGGUCUAAAACAGGAUAUGAUUAGCAAAAUCUUGAUAAACUACGCCCAUAAUUCUCUUCAAGGCCUUGUUGGCAGGGACCCUCAAUUGGUUAAGGGAAGUCUCUUGGAUUUGGAGUUGCAGAAGAAACAAAGAGUCAUUGUUGAAGCAAUAGUUAGCUUACUACCAACCCAAUCAAGAAAGUGUCCAGUUCCAAUGGCUUUUCUUUCAAGUUUAUUAAAAACUGCUAUAGCGUCAUCAGCAACUACCUCUUGCAGAUCUGAUUUGGAGAGGAGGAUUGGUCUUCAACUAGAUCAGGCAAUUCUUGAGGACAUCCUAAUACCAGCAAAUUCACACGGAAACAACCACUGCACCAUGUACGAUACUGAUUCGAUCUUGAGGAUCUUCUCUAUCUUUCUAAACUUGGACGAUGAGGAUGAUGAUGAAGACAACAACUUACGGGAUGAAAGUGAGAUGGUUUAUGAUUUUGACAGCCCUGGUUCUCCUAAACAGAGCUCAAUUCUAAAGGUAUCAAAGCUACUGGAUAAUUUUCUUGCAGAAGUUGCUCUAGACUCGAACUUGCAGACAUCAAAGUUUAUAGCAUUAGCGGAACUACUUCCAGACCAUGCUCGUAUUGUUGGUGAUGGAUUGUACAGAGCUGUGGAUAUCUUCCUCAAGGUUCAUCCAAACAUUAAAGAUUCUGAACGCUACAGACUCUGCAAGACCAUCGAUUGCCAGAAAUUAUCACAAGAAGCCUGCAGCCAUGCUGCACAAAAUGAGAGGUUACCUGUACAGAUGGCAGUCCAAGUGCUAUACUUUGAACAGAUCAGACUCCGAAAUGCAAUGAACGGGGGACACAACCAGUUAUUCUUUGGUGCAUUAAAUGGUCAAUUCCCUCAACGUUCAGGCAGUGGUGCAGGAAGUGGAGCCAUCUCUCCAAGAGAUAAUUAUGCAUCUGUUAGAAGAGAGAACCGAGAGCUGAAGCUUGAAGUAGCAAGGAUGAGAAUGAGGCUGACUGAUCUCGAGAAGGACCAUGUGUCCAUGAAACAGGAGCUGGUAAGGACUCACCCUGCAAACAAGUUGUUCAAAUCAUUCACCAAAAAAUUAAGCAAGCUUAACACCCUAUUUCGAAUCAAUGGUCUUAAGCCCAUAGGGGGCAAGGCUAAUUCAGAAACAAGGUUCUUAUUCCAGAAGAGAAGGCGUCACUCGGUUUCAUGACUGUAAAUGUGUGGGAACAAUUUCAAGUUAAAAAAAGUGUAUAGUAAAUAUAUUGUGAUUUUGGAGUGUUGAUACUGAGUUGCCGAGUUUGUUCGAGAAUAUUGCUGCCUUGAGUUUUCGUUUGAUGGGCCGUUGAAGGCAGCAGGAGCUCAAUCAAACUUAUUCUAGUAAAAGGCUAUGUCUGGAAAAAAUAUGUAAUGCAUGGGGUUUUUAGGACACGCAUUUCAAUUUUCAA